AUGAUCAUUGAAAACGAAGUGACAUUCAAUCGUUUUGAUCACAAAGAUACCACAUUUAGUUUACUUAUAAAAUCAACAAUUACAUUUACGACAAUCGUUCUCGUUGGUCUCGUGUUUUAUUAUCAUCGAAUUGAUUUAAGUCUCUAUUGUGUGGAUAAUUCAAUCGAUGAUUGGCGUAUUGCAUUAACACGUACAAAGAUACUCUCAAUUAUCUUCGAAGCCUUUGUUUCAACAACGACAACAACAACAACACAAAUGACGACAUCAACAAUUAACACAAACGACGAACCACAAGCAUUUGUACCGAUCGAUGUGAUGUUGAGUUUACCAAUGUUUUGUCGGUUGUAUCUAAUUGCUCGAUUUAUCAUGCUCCAUUCCCAUCAGGGCUGGAGCCGGUUAAAAAUAUUCCCACCGUUCCGAUCCGACCGGUUUCUAUCCCAUGUUCAACCGGUGAAAUUCCGGCAAAAAAUGGUGUUACUUGUAAAAACCGAACCAGAACCAACCAUUCCAGCACCCGAGAUGAUAAUAACCAACGGAAAACACGAAUUUUUAUUGUUAUUCAAGCCGGCAGAAGUCGAUUUCGAAUACAAACUCAACGUAAGUACUUUGGAGAAACUCGAGUAUCUGUCAUAUCGAGUCAAACUGAAUUUCGGCGAAUGCAAGUGGGCAGACGCUCUCGUAGAUAUUGCAGAAAUCGAAAUACUCAGCAAAUUAAACGAUCGCCUUCGGAUGAUCAAAGCAGAGGUCACAGUACAAACAAAUCUUCAACAAACAAGAGAAACUAUUUCGAAAGCAAUAGCUAUUGGAGUGGAAAAGAAGAAGAAAAACAAAUAUGACCAACUAUUGAAGUUUAUCGACGAGACAAAUAUCAUCGAUCACUCAGAAAAAGAAGAAAACAUGCCACCUCUGAAAAGAACAAGAAUUAGUUCAACAACAACCAAUGGCAGCAUCUGA
Messenger RNA from Adineta ricciae, 954 nucleotides. The record is from the annotation of a GenBank genome assembly. Lineage: Eukaryota; Metazoa; Rotifera; Eurotatoria; Adinetida; Adinetidae.